AUGGCCUCAUACGUGAACCUUCCGCCCUGCGGAUGCUCGUAUCUCCACGAAAACCGUUGGGGAUACCUGCCCCAGGUUGACCUCGAUGUCCAUGCCACCAUCUUGUCCUCUACAUCCAGGACAAAGCUCUCCCAGACCUUCGUCAACCCCCGCUCAGAUGCCAUCAGGGAAGUGUCUUACACUUUUCCCAUGUACGAUGGCGUCAGCGUCGUGGGCUUCCGCUGCCGCAUUGGCGAUCGGAUCCUCGACGGAGUGGUCAAGGACAAAGAGCAAGCCAAAGCCGAUUUCGACGAGGCCGUCCGCCGGGGACAAGGUGCCGGCCUCCUCGAGCAAUCCGUUGAUGCUUCGGAUGUCUUUCGCACCAAACUGGGCAACGUCCCCGCGAACGGCAGGGUGACGGUGGAAAUCGUCUACGUCGGAGAGCUCAAGCAAGAUGCGCAGACGAAUGGCGUGCGAUAUGUCCUUCCAACCGUCGUGGCCCCUCGCUACGGGUAUCAGAGCGACAGCAGCUUCGGGUCGAACGCAUCGACAGGUGGCAUCAAGAUCACUCUCGACGUCUCGGUCGAAAAGGGCUCCGUCAUCCGCGCCCUCCAAUCUCCCAGUCAUCCGUAUCAGAUGUUGCUUGGUCGCACGUCUACGAUGCCUGAAGGUUCUUUCGAGCCCCAUCAUGCGUCAGCGACCACGUCCAUCCGAGGUGACGUCCUGCUGGAGCGAGAUUUCGUCAUGCUCGUCAAUGCCGAAGGCCAGGACACGCCCGUGGCCUUCCUCGAGACUCAUCCCACGCUGCCGCAUCAGAGGGCGCUGAUGGCGUCCCUGUUGCCCAAGUUCAGCCUGCCGAAUAACACGCCGGAGAUUGUGUUUAUCAUCGACCGGAGUGGCAGCAUGGCAGAUAGAAUAGAAACAUUGAAAUCAGCCCUCAGGGUCUUCUUGAAGUCGCUGCCAGUUGGCGUGAUGUUCAACAUCUGCUCAUUUGGAAGUCACUUUUCUUUCUUAUGGAGCCGCAGUAAGAGCUACAAUGCCUCCAGCCUUGAGGAGGCUCUUCGCCACGUGGACACGAUCGAUGCUGACAUGGGUGGUACGGAGAUGUAUCCGGCUGUCGAAGCGACUGUUGCCAACCGCUUGAAGGACAUGGAGUUGGAAGUCCUCCUGCUCACAGACGGUGCAAUUUGGGAGCAGAAAGCGCUUUUCUCUUUCAUCAACCGAGCCGUGUCCGAGAACCCUAUCCGAUUUUUCAGUCUUGGAAUUGGCGAUGCAGCGUCACAAGCGCUCAUCGAAGGGAUUGCCAGGGCCGGAAAUGGUUUCUCCCAGUCCGUUCUCGAGGAUGAGGAGCUGGACAAGAAAGUGGUUCGCAUGCUCAAAGGCGCUCUCACGCCUCAUAUCAACGAUUACACGAUCGAGUUUGAGUAUAGCCAGGAAGAGCAGGACGACUUUGAGAUCAUCGAACAAGCGAACACGAUUCCCUCGGUGGAAUUACCAUUCCGUGGGAAGGAUGCUGUCGAAGACAAGCCAGAGGACAAGGGAAAGCAGCCGAUAUCUCUUUUCGACAGUGCCUACAAGGAACCAGAACUUGAGACUGCCGCUCCGGCUCCAGGCGACCGUUUCAAGAAUCUGCCCCCGGUCAAGCCGCCGCAGCUGCUCCAGGUGCCGACCAAGAUCUCAUUGUAUCCCCUCUUCCGGUCUACCAUGUACAUUCUCUUAUCCCCAAAAGCCCACGAAAAGCCUCCUCAGACCCUGCUUGUCCGAGGCACUUCAAAGUAUGGGCCACUGGAGCUGAGAAUCCCGAUUCAAGACGUUGGGACUGGCGAAACCAUCCACCAACUCGCCGCGAGGAGAGCACUGGUGGAGCUGGAAGAACGCCGCGGGUGGAUAUCGAACGCCAGAGUCGGAGACGGUCGCCUCAUCAAGGACGUGUACGACAGCAAAUGGGAGGACAUUGUUGCCCGCGAAGGAACGCGACUGGGAACCCGAUUCCAGGUUGCCGGAGAGUGGACUUCAUUUGUCGCGGUGGAGAGAGACAGCGAGGGAAACAUCAUCGGUGAAGGAACGAUAGCAGAAGAAAAGCCGGCCGGUCCGGGUUGGGGAGACGUCAGACAUUGUUCUUUCAGCUCUAGCCCUCCUUUCUCUCGUGGUGGGAGAUCAUUAUCCGGUGCAACUGCCUCUGCUCAACCUGCUGCUUUCUUUGGCGGACCGCCGAUGGCACGUCGCAUGAUGCAUAGGACUGCAGGCUCCCGUCAUGCUUCAGUGACUCCGUAUAGGCCACCAGCUACUCGCGGUGGCUUUGGUCAGCUUACCAGAUCAAUACCUCAUGAGGCACGAGGUGGAACUCGCCCGAGAGACAGGUUGUCAAGAGGCCUGGAGUCUUUCUCACCGGCCAAGAGUGAGAAAAACACUGCGCCCUCCAAACAAACCAAGCUCAACGACAUAAUCACGCUGCAGACAUUCGAGGGAUCCUGGGAGUGGACUCAGGAUCUGCUUCAUACAAUCAACUUGGACCCUGAUGACGUCGCGAAGAAAGUGCAGGAAGCCUUUGACGUCGCUGCGAGGAGAAAAGGCAUCACACAGCCGAUCAACCCGUUCGACAGUCGAAAUUCCAAGGCGGUCCUUGCAACGACCUUGACGCUCAUAUUCCUGGAAAAGACAGCUGCCGACUUGAAGGACACCUGGGAGCUGAUCGGCGACAAGGCAAGAAGCUGGAUAAGUUCAACACUUGCCAGCAUGGAUGAGGGGUUUAGAACGGCGUUUGACGAUGCGAAGGCGGCCUUUGAGAACUUCUUCUUCUAA
Messenger RNA from Rasamsonia emersonii CBS 393.64, 2781 nucleotides. Its product is annotated as von Willebrand domain-containing protein. Bases 1 to 2781 code for a protein of 926 amino acids. Lineage: Eukaryota; Fungi; Ascomycota; Eurotiomycetes; Eurotiales; Trichocomaceae. The record is from RefSeq and is a predicted model, not a curated record. The transcript has a single exon.